This is a messenger RNA of Galendromus occidentalis (western predatory mite), 3842 nucleotides long. RefSeq lists its product as uncharacterized. Bases 15 to 3803 code for a protein of 1262 amino acids. NCBI's taxonomy places the organism in Eukaryota, Metazoa, Arthropoda, Arachnida, Mesostigmata, Phytoseiidae. Gene Ontology annotation, molecular function: tRNA (guanine) methyltransferase activity; RNA binding. Gene Ontology annotation, biological process: tRNA methylation. The record is from RefSeq and is a predicted model, not a curated record. The transcript is spliced from 9 exons.
GACUGUUCUCAACAAUGAGCGUGCCCAUUGGAAGGGGAAUCCCCGAUGAAAUCAUUGAUAUGGCGCGCCUCAGCGAUUACGUGAAGUCAUCCCUCGGAAACCUCGACCUUCUCCGUAGAGUCGAAAGUUUCUUCCCCAAAAGUGACAGUCUAUCCGCGAUCCUCGAAGACGAAUUCCUGAGACUCCUCGGAGAUUGUGAGAACGAUGAGUACAUGCGCUGGUUGUGCAAAAUGAUCAGAAGGCUCUCGAGGGCAGAAUGGAAGACCAAACGAGAUCUUGUGAUCACAGCAGUUUGCGAUCCAUAUUUCUCCGGAGGUCCGAGUUUGGUUGACUUGGCUCUGAGAUCGAGAAUUCUCAGUAGAGAAACAAUCAUCUACCACCUGGAUCUGCUCCCCGUCAAGGUGCUCGUCCAAGUGUUGCGGGUUCUCCCGGACGAAGACUUCGUUUUGAGGGUUGCGGGACUCCUGAAGGAUGAGAGUAUCCUCAUCGAGUUUCUCGUCCACGCGGAGCACAUUUGUCCCAGGAACGUCAAGGUCUACCUCUCGGAGCCGGAGCGCUAUCGGAGACUGAUGGAAGUGCUCUCGAAUAACUAUGACAGUUCUGACCCUACGCUUCGGAAGUUUUCUGUGACCCUACUGAAAGUCAUUCUGGACCACGCCCGCGUAGAAAGCAGAGAGCUUAUUCUCGAAGUGUUGGCCGUCGCCGAGCAGAAACAAGUGCAUUUGAUCGAGCCAGUGUUGAACAUGUUCAUAGAAGCAAUACAGAACGGAACGUUGACGGACGUGCCGUGGAUUUUGAUGGUUUUCCGACGCCUCUUCAACCACCCGACGACAUGGGUCAAAUUACAGAGUUUUCGUUUCUUCCUUCGGCUGACACCAUUGCAAAAAAGAAUUUUCGAAACGCAAAAUGACGAUUUCUUCUACGGACAUUUCCUGGACUCCCUGAACCAAUUGUCCAUUUAUCCCAGGAAUCCCCUGAGUCCGGUCUCGAAUCCCGCCGAGCUCGGCACUCUGCUGCGCAACUGGAUGAGAAAUGUUCGAGAUAGCAUCGACGGGGAAAGCAUGGACUCAUUUUUCGCUCAAUUCAUCACAGCCGUCUGCAAGAAAGUGGAUUGGAAUUCGGUUGCACUGUUAUACGUAACGGAAUGCAUCGUCGAUAUAGAACCGAGAUCGGUCAUCGAGGACCUGGGCGUGAUUGUCAACGCUUUAGAAUCGUGGUCGAUGCCAGAACCCCUGAUCAAGAGAUGUUUAGUAAGAUAUUGGCUUCGGGUCGGUUGCGAGACCACGCAGUUGCCAACCUAUGAAGGUCUCGCGGAUUUCAUAAACAGAUACGCUGAGGAAUGCGACGCCGUUGAUAUAUUCGUCAUGAAAAUCAAAAGAACGGAGACAACUCCCGUCGACAUUUGCUCUGCGAUCUGGUCUGGAUGCCACGAUGCGGUAACGUUCAUGGAACGCUUCGGAAACUCUUCAAAAGUUUGGCUCAGCAUGUAUCGGAUCAAAGGCAUCAGCUCGAUUAUGACGCAUCUCGUGGGAAUACUCAAUAGCCGUGAAUAUCAAACUCACGCCAUAAAUAUUCUCAGAGAAGACUUUCGCCAAGUGUCGGUCAGACGAGCCGUUUUCGAAUUGAUGUGUGAGUGCUCCUUCGAUUGCCGUCUGGUGGGCGACGCGCUCACGGAGCCCCUGCCCAAUUGGUUCGUUUUCUGUCUGUGGACUACGACUUGUGUGGAUGCUGACCCGAAAAUUGUGGCCAGACAUCUCAAGUUGCUGACGUUGAGAUCGCAAUUGAAGAUAAUGCUCGCGUCGGACUUGGCUCCGAAAAUUUUGGAUUGCAUCGCCAGCUUCUGUGAGACUCUACCAGAAGCGAUCAUCGAUUUCGUGGAGUUAGUUUCCAACGCACUCCCCUUGGCACCCCAGAGCCUGACCCCUUCGCUUCUUAAACUUCUUCUGGCAGGCCUGAAGUUCAUAGCUCUCGACGACCGCAGGAUACCUAGAAUGAUAACCUUGGCCUGGAAGAACUGUCUUGAGGCAAGAAAGGCCACAAUAUUAUUCGCCGACUGCGUCGAUGUCUUCGUGAAAAUUUACUUCCACAAAGUUUGCAUUCAACACUGGUCGUCAACCCUCAAAGAUGUAUCUAGAGAUCUAGAGGAGCACUCGGCGAGGAUGGCUUGGUUCGGUCAAAAAUACUAUAUGGCCCUCAUCAAUCUCCUCGCGAAGAAGCCAGAGCUCCUCGCGUCUUUCUAUGGAAAGCUCGGCGAAGCCCUCUGUUACGGCCCAACUUUCCGCAAGGAUCAACAAAUCGUAUUGGACACCGAGAAUUACGAGUGGAGACUCCACACAAAUGUAGACUUCACAGGACUGAGCGAAUGUCGGUCAGCGUGGGAAGUUCGAGCGCACAGCCUCAGCUUCGUCAAAAAACCGCGAACCUCGACCUGGACUGACCAAGUGAUCGAAGGAGUUCUGCUCCACGACACGCUUGUAUCAUCGACGCGAAAGAGGUACUUCAAUAACUCCAAUAUACACCGGGUCAAAACAAGAGCGUGGCAAGUCAUCCUCGUGCUUUUGGAAACGUCUACGCCUACGAAGAAUCAUGAAAUUUUGACGAAUGUUUUCAAACAACUCCUGAACGAUAAUCAUCAGCUCACGGUACGACUCCUCAUGGAAUGGUGCGCGGUGAAGAUUCUUUUGAAAUCCAAGCAGCCAAAGUCAUCGAUUAGGAUGAUUAUGUCUGCCAUCGAAACGGCGGCGAGAGAGCGAGUCGGAUGCAUCUGUUCUUUUCUGAGCAUCCUCAUGCACUUCUGCAUUGCCAGAAAGAACUGUGACAUUCUAUCGGACUCCCUUGAAACGGUGCUUCCGUGGACCAUGUGCCAGCACUUCGCUGUGCGGCUACAUGCUCAAUUCGUUUUCAAACGACUGAUUGGUCUCUGUCGGUGCACAAUGAAGUGCCAUUCGCAAUACACGCCGUUUUUGAGAGCUCUGGACAGCGUGAUCAACUACGGCGACGGAGCGAAAACCGUCCAGAAGCUAAGUCAGGAUUUCUACAUGUCGGGCUGCGUCAUGACCGAAUGUGAGACGUACGAAGUUAUUUUCGACAGACUACCGAAAGCCUAUGGGUUGACGGAGCACGACUGCAUACCGCCGGGAUAUUUCGACUUCGAUGCGAAAUGGUCGGUCGAGAAUGACGAUCUGGAUAUUCACACCGAUCUCCAAAUCGAGGUCCUACGAGAAGAAUGUCGCCCCGACGAGACAACAGUGAUCCGCGAGAAAAACUAUCAGCGGAAAAUGAUCCCUGUGUCCAAUCUCUUCGAAGAGGAUCGACAGCCUCGCAGUAGUCAAUCGGGGCUCGUGGUCGUAGCAUCUUUGAUCGACCGGAUACCGAACCUCGGUGGUAUCAGCCGGACUUGCGAGGUCUUCAAGGCCUCCGAGUUGGUUAUACCCAACCUCAAAAUGCUCGAAUCGAAAGAAUUCCUGAAUCUGUCGGUAUCCUCCCAUCACUGGCUCCCGAUACGGGCCGUGAGCACCAACGGGCUCGAAGCGUACCUGAUGGAAAUGAAGCAGGCUGGUUACACAUUGAUCGGAGUGGAGCAAACGGCGAAGAGUGUCGCUUUGGGAAAGUACUGCUUCCCUUUGAAAUCAUUACUUCUUCUGGGCCACGAGAGGGGGGGCCUGCCGGCGCACCUGAUAGACUUGAUGGAUGCUUGCGUGGAAAUUCCUCAACAAGGGGUCAUCAGGUCCCUGAACGUGCACGUCUCCGCUGCGAUUCUUAUCUGGGAGUAUCGACGACAAUUCUUAGAAGGGAUUGUUUGAUGACAAGAAUGGGCGUAAGAUAGACCCGAAGUUGAGAGU